AUGAACAGUGAAAUUUAUGGUGGCGAAACACUGUUAGGAUUGUUUAGUCCACCAACAGCUGGUCAGUUAUUACCAAAUUUAUUAUUAUCACCAAAUGAAUCAUCCAACUCAUCAAUUGAUGUUCAUAAAUUGGCUAUGUCAUUAAAUUCAAAUUCUACACAGGGAAUUUCUAAUAUGAACAAAAUUAAUAAUAACAUUUUGCAACCUUUACAACAACAACAAACACAAAGACAAAAUCCUUAUGAACAUCAAGAAUAUUUUUCACUAAGAAAUUCGUUAAUAGGUUCAUCAGUUACAUCAAUUACAACUGCAGCACCUGGAACAGUGACACCACCAACAACAGUGAUGAUAAAUGGUAUGCCUCAAGUAUCGAAUUCCCUGGAACAUUAUUCACGAUUUCUUAAUUCUCGUGUCAAUUCUACUAAUGUUAAUAUCAGUGAUGGUGGCAGUAAUUGUCCUUAUAAUAAUGAUAUAGAUGAAAAUGGAUUAGAUAUGAAACAGAAUAUUGAAAAGAUUAAAAGUCAUCCAUUAUUCCCCUUACUUGCUUUAAUAUUUGAAAAAUGUGAAUUAGCCACAUGUAUACCAAGAGAUGAGAAUUCAAAUAGUUCAGUUGAUGUUUGUUCAUCUGAUUCAUUUCAAGAAGAUAUAAGUAUGUUCACGAAAGAAAUGGCUUCUUCAAAUCGAUCAAUGUUUACUUCUGAACAAGAAUUAAAUUUAUUAAUUAUUCAAGCGAUUCAUGUGCUUCGGUUUCAUUUACUGGAAAUUGAGAAGGUUCAUGAAUUAUGCGAUAGUUUUUGUUCACGUUACAUUACAUGUUUAAAAGGUAAAAUGCCAUUGGAUUUAGUCUGUGAAGAUAGAGAAUCUGCAGCUGAUUCUACAGGUUCAGCGACAAGUCCAUUUUUAAAUCGUUCAUCUUCACCAAAUUUAUUUACUGAUCAAAAUGAAUCGUUAAUAAAUAGUCAACAGAACAAUUCUAAUUUGUAUAGUAAUAAUAAUAAUGGCUCUGUGCAAAAUGGAUCAUUAUCACUUUCAAAUCAUCCUCUUCAGUCAUCAUCAUCUGCGUCGCUUACGCCAAAUUCAAUUCCUCAUCUACAAGAAUCUUGUUUAUUUAAUUCGGAUUCAUUAAACAUUAUGCAAACAUUCAAUCGUACUAAUAACAAUAAUAAUAGUGUAUCAACUGUGGAAAAUUUUAAAACUAUUCUGUCUAAUGAAUUUGAACAUAAUCAAAUUAUUAAUUCUAAAAAUAUUGGUAUUACUGCAGAUUCGUCCAAAUUAAACUUUGGUUUAAAUGGAUCCAUGUCAUCAUCAUCCACAUCAUCAAUGGGUUCAACUUCACCUAAUGCACAAGUGUCAUCUGUGAGUCGCAACCAAACGGGAUUAAGUGGAUUAUCUAAUGCCACGUCUACUGCAGUUAUCCCAACUUCCAUAACUGCUGAAGCAGUUACUAUAACUGGCAUUCCCACUGCAACCGAUUCAAGCGAAAGCAGUUCAAUAGAAUCAUAUUCUGAUUCACAAGUUAAUUCUCAUUCAAAUUUAGCUCAAGUUUAUAUGAACCAGUCUAACUUUUACAACAUAAAUUCUCAUGAUGGAAAUAACACAUGCUCAACUAUUAUUAACAAUACUAAUACUACUUCCACUACAACCACUUCUAUGAGUAGUAAAAUCCAUACAAAUGAUAUUGACAGUGAUAGUGCUGUAAUUAAUGAAGAUUCUGAUAAAUCAGUGAAUUUCACACAAAUCGAUAACAUUCCUUUGAAUAGUAUGUUACCAAAUAUGAAUGACACUCUAAACUAUACAGAAUCAUUAAACAAUCACAAUAUUAAUAGUAAUCAUACAAAUAGGAAUUAUGAAUAUUCUAAUCCUUGUGGAUUUUAUUCAAAUUUUUUCUUAAAUCCAAAUAAUAAUAUACAUUCUGAUGAUAUAAUUAGUAAUUGUUCUACAUCUUCGACAAAGAUGAAUUCAGCGAAUUCUAAGGAUAACUGUAAUGAUUCCAAUUCCGUACAUUCUAUGCCAAAUUGUUCAUCAUCAACAAUGAAUCCUACAAUUCAACCGCCUAAUUUUAUUUAUCCUUAUAUCGAUGUUUCUGAUGAUGUACAGUCACGUUCACAUGAAACAACUCAUCUACAACAUGAAACUAAUCAAUUAGAGCAUAGUCCAAACUCAAUACCAUAUUUACAACAUGGAUUACAUUCUCAUUAUCCAGUACUUUCUAAUAGUUCGUCAAUUUCAGUAGCAUCCACAUCGCCAUCAUCAUCAUUAUCUACAUCAUCAUUACAAUAUCACAAUCUUUAUCAAUUACAACAUUUUCCAUCAAAUCAUACACCUUCAUCUUUAUUACAUAAUUCACAAUAUAGAGGAUAUCGUACUAAUUGUAUACCACCAAGACCAGCAUCAAGAAUUCGACAUACAAAAGCAUCUUCACUGAAUGGUUCAACCCGUAGUGAUAGUUCAUUAAAUGAUGAUAUACAAGCAGAUAGAAUUGGGAUUAAAUCAAAUGAAUUAGGAGUAGAUGAAACUGGAUCACAAAAAGAUGUUAUGGAAGAAUUAGACUCGGAAACUAGAAAUGAUUUAAAAAGGCAGAAAAAGCGUGGAAUAUUUCCAAAAGUUGCUACAAAUAUCAUGAGAGCAUGGCUUUUUCAACAUUUAACACAUCCAUAUCCAUCAGAAGAACAGAAGAAACAAUUAGCUCAAGAUACAGGAUUAACUAUUUUACAAGUAAAUAAUUGGUUUAUUAAUGCACGUCGAAGAAUUGUACAACCUAUGAUUGACCAGUCUAAUAGAGCAGGACCACAUGGUUAUUCACUCAGUGACAAUAUGCCCCCAUGUAUAGACUAUAUGGAAGGUGGUCCACCGUAUUCAGCUUAUACCAGAGCAGCUCAAGCUGCAGCCGCUGCAGUAGCUGGAUUCUCAAAUCAUCCUACAUCAAAUGAUGUUUAUUUAGCCGCUGCUGCCGCAGCCGCUGCAGCUUCUGUUGGUUUUGGCAAUAGUUCCAUGUUAAACAACUCAUCAAGUCAAGAUAAUUCGAUUCGAUUCCCUACUAAUAAUAGUCGUAGUGACCAAUGCGUUGGUGAUAUUUCACCAAAGACUAAUGGAAUAGAUUCACUUGUUAUGCCAACAGAUUAUACGCUACCAGAUCGUGUUAGUAUUGUAAAUAAUCGUUUGCCCCAUAAUUCAGUAUAUUCAGAUGACAUAAAUGAAAUUCCUUCGAAUUUAUCUUCUUCAUCAUCCAUGUGUAAUAUACUAACAAAUAAUCCAUUUAAUAGCUCUGGUGUAGAUUAUACAACAGUAAAUAGUGCAUACAAUAAUAGUAAUACUACCCAUCAUCAUCAUCAGCAGCAGCAGCAAAAUAAUCCUCGUUAUUCCACUGUUAUGCCAUGUUCUAACUCUUUUGACACAUCAAAUGGAUAUUCAUUAAAUCAUCUUUCAUAUCAUAAUUAUGGUUCCAAUAGUUUUGAUGCAAUGUCCACAUUAUCGACAAAUUAUAAUACUAAUCUUAUAUCAUCGCAUUAUAAUACCACACCAACAACCACAUAUUCACCUAAAAAUUAUCGUAUCAAUGAUACAGACAGUAACAGUUUUAUAAACUCUGAAGAUAUUUUAACGACUACUAAUAGUUCAGUUAUUCAUAAUAGUAGUAUGUCAGAUGAUACAAUUUUAGGCAUAAAUACUGUUACUACACCAUCACCAUCAAUGACAACAUGUAAAAAUAACGAUAUAGUUGAAAAUGAUGGGAUUAACAUUCAACUUGUUUAG
Molecule: messenger RNA, 3753 nt
Organism: Schistosoma mattheei
Lineage: Eukaryota; Metazoa; Platyhelminthes; Trematoda; Strigeidida; Schistosomatidae
Source: the annotation of a GenBank genome assembly